Molecule: messenger RNA, 312 nt
Organism: Oppiella nova
Lineage: Eukaryota; Metazoa; Arthropoda; Arachnida; Sarcoptiformes; Oppiidae
Source: the annotation of a GenBank genome assembly
GCAAGCUCCACAUCGCCAAGUGAAGAUUUCGAAGCUUCCAUUACUCAAACCAUUAGAGCUAGCAUUGACUUGAAGCAAGAGCUACAAGACACUGCCUUAGACCAAAUCGACGAGCUUUUCAAACUGGACGCGAGCCAACUGGAACUGGUGGCCCGACUCCGGAACACCGCCCUGGCCUCAGACCAUGAAAGGCUGGACGAGUACUGCGAACAGUUCAACGAGUACUGCGAACGGGUGCAGGAGGUGUGUCGGCUCCUACACCACACGUCGACCACCGAAACCACGCAAAUCACGUCCAAACACUUGGAGCAG